GGUUUUGGGACAGAAAACAGAGAACGGAAGAAGUUGAAUGACAAAAUGGGAGGGAAUGAUAUCGCCGGAACGAUGAUGACCAAGAAGAAGAAGAAGAAGGGACGUCCUUCUCUCCUUGAACUCCAGAAACGUUCUCUCAAGCAGCAACAGCAACAGCAGCAGGAAUCCGCUAAUCUCACAAACCCUAAUUCGUUCAAUCCCAACCGCCGAUCCACUCGCCGGAAUCCCAAUUCUGACGGAUCCUCUCCCGGAGGAGGGGAGUCGAUUAACGCCGGCGGGGAUGACGACGAUGAGAGGCAGCGGAAGAAGCACAAGCUUUUGCUUGGUCUGAAUUCCAGAGGAAGGCAUUAUCCGAUUAACUCUGCAUCCCAUGGAUCCGAUUCUAAUUUGGACGGCGAUGAUCCCGAGGUAGCAGCGCUCAAGCGCCGCAAGAUCGGCGACGUUCCGCCUGGAUCUGAUCAAACGGGAGAAAAGGCUUCGAAAGCGACAGGCAGUCUUCAUGGGUCACUGGUGGAGUCUGGCCCCACGACACCUUUGUCAGACAAAAAGUUGUUGGUCUUCAUUCUUGACAGACUUCAAAAGAAGGAUACUUAUGGGGUGUUCUCUGAUCCGGUGGAUCCUGAAGAGCUUCCUGAUUACCAUGACAUUAUUGCAAAUCCGAUGGAUUUUAGCACAGUGAGGAAAAAACUUGAUGCAGGAGCUUAUACAACCUUGGAACAAUUUGAGAAAGAUGUAUUUUUGAUAUGUUCGAAUGCAAUGCAGUACAAUUCACCAGACACUAUUUACUUUCGACAGGCAAGAUCAAUACAAGAGCUGGCUAAAAAGGAUUUUGAGAAUUUGAGACAAGAUAGCGAUGACAGUGAACCGCAGCCAAAAGUUGUGAAGAGAGGUAGACCACCAGGAAAGAGCAUUAAAAAAUCAUUGGAAUCAUCUUCUUUGGAUCGCAUUGGUUCUGAAUUUUCAUCAGAUGCAACCCUUGCUACUGGAGGGGAUGCUGCCAACUGGUCAAGUAGUUUGAGGAAAGGAACUAAUUCGUACAAUCUCCGGCCUGCUGAGGUAUUGAUCAGGACUUCAUAUGGUAUCCACAACCAUGAGACUCAUGGCAAUUUAUCAUCAGAAUGGGAGAAUGAAUUUCCAGCCUCUGUUGUGAGGGCUGUGAUGAAGUACGGAAUGAAACAUUUUCCAGUAGAUGAGAAUAAGCGUGACACCUAUAACCAUUCAUUGAAUUCUGGAGAUGAACAAUCUCUCUUUGGCACAUUGAAUGGACGAUCUAAACAAUUAAUUCCGGUUGGUCUAUAUGAGAAUGGAUAUGCAACAAGUUUGGCACGAUUUGCUGCAAAUCUUGGGCCUGCUGUUUGGGAAAUUGCUUCAAAGAAGAUUGAAAGGGUUUUGCCAACUGGGCUCCAGUUUGGUCCUGGAUGGGUAGGAGAAGUCAGAGGCAACGAGCAGCAGCAGUUCAUAAAUUCUGAAAAGGAGAAAUCUUCAAACAACUCUCUACCUGAUAACCAUUCAACCAGACAUUUUUCUCCAGCUACUUCAGGCUCAAACUCUGCUCUAGCUAAUCGAUUUCCUUCCCAAGGUGGAGAAGAUGCGGAAACUGCCAGAGGACUAAAUUCCCAAAGUGAGUUGAGUUCACCAUACAAUAGAGUUGGCAAGACAAAACCUCUACCACCUUACCAUUUUCAGCAAAGACCUGCACACUCUGAUAUGAAUGGUCUUUGUGGUGGAUAUGGGGUAAAUCCUUCUUCUCAAAUAGGAAUGGUAACACCAACAGGGAAUUGCAGGCCCAGCAAUCCUACAGUUACCUCUCAAAUGUUUGGCAUGAUUUCAGAUGGCAUCCCUUCUUUUAGUCCGAUGCCUGCAGAUAAUUCAGGCAGAUUACACUCUGGCAAUAAAAUGGCCCUAAACUCUGACUCAGCAUCACAUACAGCAACUGAUGUUCAGGUUCAGCUUCAUGGGAAAGCAUCAGGGCAAGGAUUAUCACCUUAUGGUAAACAGGACUUCCAUCCAUUUCCUCCUGAUCUAAACGUGAGAUUCCUUGCACCAAGCUCUCCCAGUUCGUCUAGUCUGCGUAUUGGUUCACCCCAGCAGCCGGAUCUGGCAUUGCAGCUCUAAUAAUAGAUUGCAGCUCUAAUAAUAGAUUGCAGCAAUUCAAUUAAACAUUAAGGCAAUUAAACAUUAAGGCAAGCACAUUAGUAGGAUUUUUUUCUUAUAUAUUAACUACAUUGUUGGGCCAUAUGCUCCACCUUUCUGAUAUGAUGGUUUACUGAGUAGCAGUAACUCAAGGAGUCAUAAGAUGAGAUUGUAGGAGAGAUACUGUACAGAUUGAUCUGUCUGUAUUUUUUUUUUUUUUCCUUAGGGUUAAAAUCACAGGUGUUCCAUCCACAGGUAGUGGCUCAUAUGGCAAAAGGCACCUGAGCACUCCCUAAUGGAUACCUAGAUGGGCAGUUUGAAUUUGCUUUCUCCCAUCACCUGGAACCCCUGUAACCCUAAAUAGGAAAAAAAAAAAAAAAUCACAGGUGUUAAAUUUGAUUUCUUUUGAACAGUCCUCAAUAUGUCAUACAUGACUUCUUGGUACUUAGAUAUUUUAUAAAAUAAUAUACCCAUAAUCUUUCU
This is a messenger RNA of Rubroshorea leprosula, 2616 nucleotides long. The record is from the annotation of a GenBank genome assembly. NCBI's taxonomy places the organism in Eukaryota, Viridiplantae, Streptophyta, Magnoliopsida, Malvales, Dipterocarpaceae.